AUGGCGGAAUGUGUGUGUGUGUGUGUGUGUGUGUGUGUGUGUGUGUGUGUGUGUGUGAGGCGCAGGUCGAGGUACCUGGUGGGCAGCGACGCGUGUUCAGAACGAGGCGCAUCAGAUGUGAGCGACGACAUCUGGGCUUGCGCGUGGCAUUUGGGAGCAGAGCAUGCCCAAGCAGGGGCGUGCAUAUGUGCCACCAACAGCACAGCUUUUGCCAUGGCCACAGCACACGACACGAGCGCACGGUCGCCUUUGAGGCAUCAGUCCAAUCCGCACGACACCGAGACACCAUCACCAGGCCCGAUUGCUUUGCACUCCGUUGCAGGAGAUGAGGCUACAAAGCUGCCAGAACUCGGCGCUGGCUCUUCAGCAGCGGAUCGAGAAACAGCCAGUGCAGUGCAUGUGCCCGCCGAUGCUAAUUUGGAGCCGACUGGCCCUACCGCUCAGGAUGCGCACGUGGGUGGACCCAACGCUGCGGAUAUGGGAAAUGGCAAGCGGUCUGUGUCCCGGGAUCCAAUUCUCGACGCAGCUCGACAGGGUGGGAAUUUGAGCGCUGCUGAAUCUCUUGCCAGCUGCGACGAGAACAACCUCGAGGCAGGAGCCAGCCCAGAGCCUGCAGAGCGACCCACCAAGCGCAGUCGCGUCAGCUUUGCCGAGGAGGAGCUAGUCACCGUCUUUGAGACAUAUGCUCAGACCGAGUAUGAUCGCUCCAUGGCAGAAGACAAUUCAUAUGUCUGCGAUGGCUGUGGCUACUUCAUCACCAGUGACCGCCAUCACUGUACUCGAUGCAACGACUACGAUCUUUGUGCCGACUGCUUUGCGCGCCACGUGCCCUCGGAGGCCUCAUGUGCCCAUGAGAAACCCCUCUUUGUGACCAUUCCACUCGAUACCUGGGAUUAG
Messenger RNA from Monosiga brevicollis MX1, 897 nucleotides. RefSeq lists its product as uncharacterized. The transcript has 2 exons. Lineage: Eukaryota; Choanoflagellata; Craspedida; Salpingoecidae. Gene Ontology annotation, molecular function: zinc ion binding. Bases 1 to 897 code for a protein of 298 amino acids. The record is from RefSeq and is a predicted model, not a curated record.